UUCUUCUUCUUCCCCCUUUUUGAUUGCGCGAAUACCGUUUCCUGAAGCUUCCGAUCGCUCCCUUUCCUCCCUUGCAAGCUAGAGAGAGGCCCGGUCCCCUUCCCUUUCUCGAGCCGUGCUUCUUUGAUCGGGACCCGAUCGUCCUUGGCCUAGGGCUAUGGGCACCGACGGGGAUUCCGGCCACGCAAGCGGCUCCGACACCGUCGGAGGGGCAGCCGCCGUCACCGUGCACGUCCGAUCCUCGAGCGGGUCCAAGUUUUCGGUGCAGACCGCUCUCGAUUCCACCGUCGCGGCCCUCAAGGCUGCCCUGGUUGAGAAGUGCAACAUCCCGGUGGAGCAACAGCGGCUGAUCUACAAAGGGCGGAUCUUGAAGGACGAGCAGACACUGGAGAGCUACGGGCUGGAGUCAGAUCACACAAUUCAUUUGGUUCGUGGUUCAAUACCACCAGCUGCAUCUGCUGAUGUGACUGUAGCUAGCAAUGGAGCUUCAAGGGUUCCAAACAACACUACAGGUGUUGAGAGUGGUGGUUCUAAUGAAGGUGGCCGAUUUGGAGCUGAUUUUGGAGGCUCGCUUUUCCCUGGCCUUGGUGUUAACAGAAGAGAUGGUAGUGGUUCAGGUUUUUUGGGGUUUGGUUUACCAGAUCUUAAUCAGAUGCAGCAGCAGCUUGCUCAAAAUCCUAGCAUGAUGAGGGAAAUAAUGAAUAUGCCUGCCGUUCAGAGUCUGAUAAAUAAUCCUGACCUGUUGCGAAAUAUGAUAAUGAACAAUCCUCAAAUGCGUGAAAUCAUAGACCGUAACCCUGAUUUCGCACAUGUCCUUAAUGACCCUAGUACACUACGACAAUCACUGGAAGUCAUGAGGAAUCCUGAACUCAUGAGAGAAUUAAUGCGGAACACUGAUAGGGCUAUGAGCAACAUUGAGUCAUCCCCAGAAGGAUUCAACAUGCUUAGGCGCAUGUAUGAAACUGUUCAGGAGCCAUUCCUGAAUGCUACAACCGGAGCGGGGAACAUGGGCAACGAUUUGGAGCGAAACCCAUUUGCUGCACUUUUGGGAAAUCUGGGUGCUAUGCAGGCAAGAGAUCAGACACCAAACCAGUCCGUUACUGAUUCCGAUGCAACAAACGAAACUGCUGCACCAAACAGUAACCCACUACCAAACCCAUGGGGCAGAACAGCAGGAGGUGCACGAACUACAAACACUAGACAAGCCCCUGCAAGUGAUGGAAGAUCUCCAGCCAUUGCGGGGUUAGGUGGGCCUGGUUUGCCAGAGUUGGAAAGGAUGGCUGGUGGCAUGCCGGAUCCAUCCUUUUUGAAUCAGCUUCUGCAGAAUCCAGCCAUUAUGCAGAUGAUGCAGUCCCUUCUCUCCAACCCUCAGUUUAUGAAUCAGGUAUUGAAUCAGCAACUUGGUGGCUCGUUGGGGUCCAAUUCCCAACUUAGAGAUAUGUUGCAGAACCCAGAAUUGAUUCGUCAGCUUACUUCUCCUGAGAUGUUGCAGCAACUUCAAUCUUUUCAGCAAUCACUUCUAUCCCAGGUUGUUCGGCAACAGUCGAGCCAGGAACAAAAUCAGAAUGAUGGUGGUGCAGCAGGGACUACAAAUACCAGUGGACUGGAGCUCCUGAUGAACAUGUUCGGUGGGCUUGGACCUGGUGCUGGUGUUCCUAAUAACCCUGAUGUGCCACCAGAGGAACGAUAUGCAACACAGCUAUCCCAGCUACAAGAAAUGGGUUUCUUGGACACUCCAGCAAACAUUCGGGCUUUGAGUGCCACUUCUGGAAAUGUCCAUGCGGCAGUUGAUUGGCUCUUAAGGAAUAUUGGUGGAUAGAUAGUCUUCAUGUUUGCUUUGCCAUUUUUCCCUUAGCUCACAACUAUAACGAUGGUUUCAACUUCAUAAUUUUGCAAGGCAUAAUCAUAUAUACUUUUCGAGUUGUGUAACCUAUAAACGGUUAUGUCUCAGUUUCAGAUGUCUCUGUUGAUAUAUAUUGACUCAUUGUAAAUAUGAAUCCUAAAAAAUUAUUAUCAUUCCAACUUUUUACAGCCAGGUAUUA
Musa acuminata subsp. malaccensis (wild Malaysian banana) is the source of this 2042-nucleotide messenger RNA. RefSeq names its product ubiquitin domain-containing protein DSK2a. Gene Ontology annotation, cellular component: cytosol. Gene Ontology annotation, molecular function: polyubiquitin modification-dependent protein binding. The record is from RefSeq and is a predicted model, not a curated record. Gene Ontology annotation, biological process: ubiquitin-dependent protein catabolic process. Lineage: Eukaryota; Viridiplantae; Streptophyta; Magnoliopsida; Zingiberales; Musaceae.